UCAUGUUCCCGUUGACUGCUCGAAAUAAAUAACAGACGUACAGUACCGACGAUUGAAACUAGAAAUUAAAUUUCUAGUCGAGAUAAAUAUUAUUAUAAUACGUAAUUAUAAUAUUAUUUGAUAUCUUAAUUCUGAAUACCAUACUAAUAGAUUUUUGUUUACAAAACAAUCAAGAUAUCAUUAUGGAUGAAGUACUUGAAAGAUUAGAGACUACUCUCAUCAGUGAAGAAGGAAAAGAAAGUAACAAAACUAAUUUUGAAAACCUCUAUAAAUAUGCUGGUAGGCUGGGUAAUCAAGAAGAAAGACGAAGAGAAAUCUUGGAAAUUCAGAAAAGCAAUCGCAAUGAUAAAUUAGAUAAAUUUAGAGGUAUACUGGAGCUUGUAAAUGCUGUUGAAGAAGACACAGUUUUCAAAACUAAAAGAGUAUAUUAUAGACCAAAUAUCUAUGUUGCUGGAUUUAACCGAGCACCUCCUACAUAUAGCAAUGUGUUAAUGCUCUCAGAAUGGAUUAUUGAGAAACCAGAUGAUUUUAAUGAGAAUUGGUAUGUGACUCCUUGUCCCAAAGGAACUCGAUUGCUGGUUGUUGCACAUCAGGGCAGCACAAAGUGUUACACAAAAUAUGGCCAUUUUAGACAUGAAUUUCGAACCGAACUCCCUGGGGGUAACACAUGUAAUGCUUACAAAAAAAAAUGCUGUGUGUUAGACUGUUUCUAUCAAGAAGCAAAUAAUACAAUGUACAUAUUAGAUUUACUUGCAUGGAAUAAUCAACCUAUGACUGAUUGUGAGACAGAAUUCAGACAUUAUUGGCUGGAGACACAACUUUCUGAAAUACCAGGUCUUAAGGUGAUAAGUAAAAGAAACAAGGUCAUUUUUAGUUUGUUGCCAAAAGUAUCAUGUACUCCAGAAUUAUUUAAUAAUUUUAUGACAACUUACCCAGCUUUUCCUAAUAAUAUACCUGCUAUAGAUGGCCUAUUGUUUUAUCACAAGAGAGCUCAUUAUGUAGCUGGAGAAACGCCAUUGGUUGGUUGGCUUUUUCCUUAUAUGGUGCAAGAGGUGUUGGGUUCAGAAAUCACAGUCAAUGACAGCUACUUGGCUAAAAAACCAAUAAAUUAUGUGAAUCAGGCAGACUUCAUAGAGAAAUUUGAAGCAAAAUAUCAAAAGAAGAACAGAACCCGGCGGACUAGUACAAAUUCUAUGGAUACUUCAGAUAGUAUUAAAACUGAGACAAAUACACCAGAAAAAAAACAAAAUGCACUAAAUAACAAUGACUUCAAUGAAACAGAAAAUAUGGAAGCCGAAGAUAAUGGCGGAAAAGAAAAAGAAAGUGUGACUGAAUGUGAAAAUAUGGAUUCAGAAUCAAUAGCAGUAACUAAAUGUGAAGAGGAAAAGAAAGAAUGAUGAUUUUUAAGUAAAGAGUGAUGACUGUAUUUAAUGAUAUUAAAUAUCGAACACUGUGUUAUGAAUUAUACAAAUCAUUAAAUAGAAAAAAAGUAAUGUGUAGAUAAAAUUUGUUGUUGAUUUAUAUCAUAAUAUAGCUCUAAUUUUAAAUACUUAAAAAUGUCUACCGUUAUAGCUGUAUAGAAAGAAAUGAAAAGUUUAAGGAAAUUUUACUUGUUAAUUCAUUGUUCAUGCUUUUUAGAGUGUCUAAUUGUGUAGAACUAUGCAUUAGUAAAUGUUUUCAAAUUAAAAUUAUAAAGUGUCAUAAAGAACAUAUUUAAUUACGUAAUGACCCUUCAAUACUGAAUUUUUUAUUUCACUGUUGUAAACAAAUUCAUUACAUAAAUAUGGCUAAUUUUAAUUAAGCCCAGUGAUGUACUACAAAUCAGUUUGUAUUUAGACACAAAUAGACAUAUCUAAUACAGCAAUUUACUAUAUUUGUAUUUUUUUUUCUUCUUUUAACAUAAAAGUAUUGUAACUGAUUGCAAAGAUCUCUGUAAAAAGUAAUAUUUUUAAACAUUGUACUGCAUUUAUUCGAAUUUACGAUAUUUCGUAAUAUUUGUAUGUGUGCGUAAAGUCACUUGAGUAAAGGUUACUGAAUCUAUAA
Molecule: messenger RNA, 2043 nt
Organism: Galleria mellonella (greater wax moth)
Lineage: Eukaryota; Metazoa; Arthropoda; Insecta; Lepidoptera; Pyralidae
Gene: Snup
Product: snurportin-1
Exons: 8
Coding region: 183-1397 (404 amino acids)
Biological process (GO): snRNA import into nucleus
Cellular component (GO): nucleus; cytoplasm
Molecular function (GO): protein binding
Source: RefSeq, a predicted model, not a curated record